CCUCUUUAACUGCGACGGUAGGGGCUUCUUCGUGGAGGAGUGUGCGCCGCUCCUGGGUUGGUCUCGACUCGAGAGCCGCCACGAUGCCGAAGGCCAAGCAGAAGAGGCGUCGGCAGAAGUAUAAUUAUAACAUCGACCGCAAAAAGCUGAACAGGGCUUUCCGCAAACGCGCGGCGCCUCGAAUAAAAUGUGCCCAGAUCCGACAUGCCUGGGAUAGCACUAAAUCAGUUGCUAAGAACUUGGCAGAAAUGGGCCUGGCUGUUGAUCCAAACAAGGCAAUUCCCAUUCCAAAGGAUAUGAAAAUGGAAAUUGAUGGACAAGAGACAGAGACAAAAACUGUUAGGAAGCCUUAUGUAAUAAAUGAAUUAGAAUAUGAGGCCAGCUUCCCAGAGAAGAAGUCGGAGACCCUCUCCAGCGAUCUUAUUGACUAUGUCAAACACAUGAUCCAGAAUCAUGGUGAAAACUAUAAGGCGAUGGCUCGUGAUGAGAAGAACUAUUACCAGGAUACGCCAAAACAAAUAAAGAGGAAGAUCACUGUGUACAAACGCUUCUAUCCUGAGGAGUACCAAGCAUUCAUUACAUCUUUACAGCAGGAAAAAAUGGAUCAAUGAGGAGGAGGAGAUGCCAAAUAAUUAUUUCUCCUGCUGCCAUGGAUUUAAGUGACUGAUGUUGAAAAACUGAAACUUGAAUUACAUAACAUACUGCCUUCUAAAGAGAGAUAAGAAAAUAUCUCAUAGAUGGAACUUUGGUUCUCCAUCAGAGUUCUUCCACAGUGUAGAAAGCUUCAGUUAGCUUUCAGAUUUAUUUAUUUCACUGAUGGUCUCGUCUAGGCAAAAUAACAUUCUUAAAGUGACAAAGUAUUAUUUUGCCUUAUAGAGACCUCGGUUGACAUAAACGACUUGUCUAAGCCUUGUGUCAACAACAGAGCAUGCUGAAAGAACAUAUUAUGUUAGCUAAAAGGAUCAGCUGUGAAUAUGAGACCAACUUGUCCACUUUGUGAGCAUUUUGGAAAGACAGCACAAUAAUAGUAGCCUCAGACAGCAGUUUCUCAGAAAUAAGACAUCAAGAUUAAAGCCUCAGAACUAGUAAACUUGGGUCAGAAAGAGCCACCUCCACUCUCCAGUAAGGGCCUAGCCCAGAGAGAUGACAACUCUCAGCACCAGUCCAUAUUUAUGGGAGGGAAGAAGUCACUGUCUCACCUGAUGGCAAUGCUGGGAUGAUGGUUCCUAAUGUGUGAUGCAUUAUGAUUUUUUCAAGUCAUCUCUCAUGUUUUUUAAGAGUAGAAGCAAUAUUGGUUCUCUCUUUUGUGUCUCUAGAGACCAAUGCUGCAGUGAUCCUUUUUUCACGUAGCUACUACAGGAAUCUGCAAUUGGUAGAAUUACUGAAUUCUCUGCCAAUGCACCCUGGAGAACACAGGACUGAAAGGCUUUCUAAUCCCAAGUAAUGUCUGCUGAAAGUGGCUGCUGGCAGUAACCUCACCAUUCAGUGUCCUGCUGAAUUACAUGCUGUGAUUCCUCAGGUUAUGUAGAACAGUCUCAUAUCUUACAACUCAAGAUUUAUUGAUAAAAAAUGCAAACCAUUUGUUAGCAGUUACCUAUUGCAUAUAGGGCUAAGAUCUAUUAUCCAGGUUUCCUAUAUUCUGUGAUAGGAUAAAUAAAGGAGGGGGAUGGUUGAAAGGUAAAUUCUGCAAAAGGAGCCUAGUCAAAACAAAAAUGGUGUUCUGUCAAGAGAAAAGGGAGCGUUGGAGAGUAAUUGUACAUGCACCAUUUUCCUAUUUAAGGAAAAGCUUGUAACAGCUCCAUUAGAUCUAUAGAGACAAGUUGCUUGAAGAUGGGAUUGGAGAGGUGAGACAAAUGGCUGUUUUUUUCCUCAUUAGAAAUUAAAGAGGAUGUGAUUGGUAGCCCAAACGACAUGAUCUACCUAUACUUUGUAACAGCCACUACUGGCUCAAGGUUGCUUUUGCACAGAUAUGUUUUGUUUCUACAAUGGAACAGAAAUAAAAACUUUAAGAGCUCCUGAGGGAUUGAGAUCAAAUAAGGAUAUUCAAGUACAUUACUGCUGAACUUUGCCAUUCCAGGGGACACCUGAAUGUGUCAGCCUGCAUCUCAAACUUCCCAGUCAACAUGGGAAAUGGAGAAUUAAGCUCAACUAGUUUGGAUGGUGCUAGCUUACAUGCAUCUCUUCAUGCUUUGUAACUCAGACUUGCCAGUUCUCUUGACCGAUCUCAAAUACCCAGACCCAGUGUAGUGGUUACUUCAGAAGCAGCAAGUAAUAAAUAAGAGGAUAGCA
This is a messenger RNA of Candoia aspera, 2289 nucleotides long. RefSeq names its product NOP16 nucleolar protein (gene NOP16). Gene Ontology annotation, cellular component: nucleolus. Gene Ontology annotation, biological process: ribosomal large subunit biogenesis. Lineage: Eukaryota; Metazoa; Chordata; Lepidosauria; Squamata; Candoiidae. Bases 84 to 611 code for a protein of 175 amino acids. The record is from RefSeq and is a predicted model, not a curated record. The transcript has 5 exons.